UUCUCUCAGUCGGGGUCUAACUAGCGUCCCGUGCAGAUGUGAAAGUGCCGCCCCAAAAACCUUGAAUAUCUUUCAAAAUAGUUUCAUUAAAAGAAUAAUCAUGAAAAUACUGUGCAGAUAUAUUCUAGCUUGGGCUGGAUUCUUUGGAAUCAUGAACGUGUAUUUCUGUCGGAUCAACUUGUCCAUGGCGGUGGUGGAGAUGUUGGGAAGUAAACCGUCCUCUAGCAACAUUACUUCAGAAUGCCAGGAGUUUGGUGGAAAUGGUAGCAUGGAGGUUGAGGAGAAAGAAGGAGAGUUUGAUUGGGAUCAGAAUGAAAGAGCUCUUAUACUUGGCUCUUACUACUACGGUUACACUUUUAUGCAGAUUCCAGCAGCAUGGAUUUCUUCUAAAUAUGGAUUUAGAAGAUCUUUUGGAUAUUCCAUGCUUUUAGCUUCCAUUCUUACANAAUUUUCUUUUUUCUACUUUAACAAGGUAUUUCAAGGUUUAGCUUUCAUUCUUACUUUUCUUUUUCCUACUUUGACAAGGGUGAAUUUGUAUCUGGGAGUUGUAGCUAGAGUUAUACUUGGAGUUUUUCAUGCUGUUUCAUUCCCAUGUUUAACUGGAGCUUGGGGAUCCUGGGCACCACCCUUGGAGGUCACAAAACUAAAUGGUAUAGCUGUGUCUGGAGCCAGUGCUGGAACAUGUAUAAUAUUUUAUCUAGCUGGAAUUGUUAUUGACCAGUGGGGCUGGCCGUCAAUCUUCUAUCUGACCGGCGCACUAAGCUUGGCCUGGGUAGCUGGCUGGUUUUAUCUCAUUUACGACACGCCAGAUAAACAUCCUAGGAUUGAUGCUGAAGAAAGAGACCAUAUUAUCAAACAUAUCGGAGACACAGGUCACAGAGCAGACAGUAUAACCCCCUGGCGGGCAAUAUUUUUCUCAGCUCCUGUUUGGGGAUUAGUGUUGGGACAUACAGCUUCUAACUGGGGGAACUACACUUUAAACCAACAGCUCCCGACAUAUUUGAAAACUGUUCUAAGGUUUGAUCUCCAACUGUCUGGUUUACUGUCCUCUAUCUGUUAUAUCCUUCAAUGGAUAGUUUGUGUCCUGGCGUCCUGGUUCACAGACUGGAUCAGACAGAAACAGUUCAUAUCAACAAUUAGAUUAAUUAGAUUGGUUAGAUCGGUUAGAUUGGUUUCCAUGACCCCAGGUGAAGAGGAGAUCAUGAGGAUCUAUGAAGAUGGGAUAUAUCGAGCUCCAGACCUGAUAGAGAGAACUGGAGGAUUCUGGAUCACUGGAAGAAUCUCACCUUUAUUGGAGUCCACCGUAAGUGUACCAGUGGAUGAGAUAGACUCAGACCCGGAACUAGAUGAACUCCUGAGGGACUCUCCGGACAUAUUGGAACCUUCCUUCCAGGAGACAGUAACUCCAUUGAGGACAGCAACCUCCAACACCAGAAUUGUAACAGAUGCCUUGCAAAGGAACCUGGAGGACAGGUUACCCUGGUUGCGGGACGGUUCACCACAAUCUGAGUCCAGUGAAGUUGUACGCUUUGAUCAACUCCGAGAUGGCGAUCCUAGAGCAAGAGAAUCUUGGGAGGACCUAUCGAGGAUACCUCAGACUGAGAAUUUCUUUGUUUAUCUAGGAAUAGUAUUUGGAUUCUCGAAUACGGUUGCAAAUAUCCCUGGUUUCGUAGCUCCUCAAUUAGUUGGACUAAUCCUGAACGAAAACACGCUGGCAGAGUGGCAAACCGUCUUCUGGGUCAGUGCUGCUGUUCAUGUUGCAGGGUCUAUUCUAUUCCUUGUCAAGGGAUCAGAUCAGCUGCAGAAAUGGGCUAUACAUCAGACAACAGAUGAAUUGACAGUGAACAACCAGCUGGAUAAAGCUGUCACAGAUGAAUUGACAGAUAAAGAUAAAUCUAAAGAUUUCAAAAGUCAAGAAUAAAACAGCUCAAUCUGUGAUUCAGAAUGUAAAUUAUGAAUGAAUAAAUCAAUCUAUGAAAUGCCAA
This is a messenger RNA of Eurytemora carolleeae, 1985 nucleotides long. Its product is annotated as sialin. The record is from RefSeq and is a predicted model, not a curated record. The coding region runs from base 101 to 1921 and encodes 606 amino acids. NCBI's taxonomy places the organism in Eukaryota, Metazoa, Arthropoda, Copepoda, Calanoida, Temoridae. Gene Ontology annotation, biological process: monoatomic anion transport; transmembrane transport. Gene Ontology annotation, molecular function: transmembrane transporter activity. The transcript is spliced from 16 exons.